Bombyx mandarina (wild silkworm) is the source of this 2153-nucleotide messenger RNA. RefSeq names its product glucose dehydrogenase [FAD, quinone]. NCBI's taxonomy places the organism in Eukaryota, Metazoa, Arthropoda, Insecta, Lepidoptera, Bombycidae. Gene Ontology annotation, molecular function: flavin adenine dinucleotide binding; oxidoreductase activity, acting on CH-OH group of donors. The record is from RefSeq and is a predicted model, not a curated record.
UUUGAUCGAAUAUUAUGUUUCCAUUUGCACAUACGUUAUGUAGCAGUGUGAACGCGUUUUCUGUUGCGCUUUUUUAAGAACCGAAAGAAAAAAAUAUUUAAAUUCAACGAUGCACACAUCUUGCAAAAUUAUAUUUAUGUGGUUUCUUCUCUUUGUCAACGCCAAUUGUUGCGACGCUAAAAACAGUGGCCACGUUAAAAAUCGGGAAACAAAGAGCAAUGGAAACAGAAGAUCUUCGCGGUCGCUGCCUCAGCAUUCGGUCGUAAAUUUAUUGAUGCAAUCCUUAUCGCCAGAUUACGUGCCCAGUAAUCCGAGCGACAUUUUUGAUAUACUGCGAGACCAAUACAAAUUGCCGAAGGGUCUCAAUGCACCGUUGCCGGAAUAUGACUACAUCAUCGUGGGAGCAGGUUCGGCUGGAUGUGUUCUCGCAUCGAGAUUGACCGAGGACCCGAAAGUGACAGUGCUUCUUCUGGAAGUAGGGAAGCCGGAAAUGUUGUUGACAGACGUGCCGUCUGUGGCGCCAUACUUUCAGAAUACGGAUUAUGCAUGGCCUUACUAUAUGGAGCCGCAGCCGGGGGUCUGUUUAGGAAUGAUAAAUAAACGGUGCUAUUGGCCGAGAGGCAGGGCGAUCGGAGGUACCAGCGUUAUCAACUACAUGAUAUACACGAGGGGACGGCCCGAGGAGUGGGACAGGAUCGAAGCUGCAGGAAACUAUGGAUGGUCGUACAAAGACGUUUUGCCUUAUUAUAUGAAAUCAGAAAGAGCCCAAUUGGACGGCUUGGAGAACACCCCAUACAGAAGCAAGGAUGGCGAAAUGAACGUAGAAUUUGUGAAGUUCAGAACGCCACUCAUAAACGCAUUUUUAGAAGCUGGGAGAAUACUGGGUCAUCCAACUAUAGACUACAACAGCCCAGAAGAACUCGGAUUCGGAUAUGUCCAAACAACCACACUAACGGGAAGAAGAGUUAGCUCAGCGAAAGCAUUUCUUCACCCAAACAAAAAGCGAAAUAAUCUCCACGUCAUGCCGAUGACGACUGCAACCAAAGUUUUAAUAGACGAAGCCGCAACUGCCUAUGGAGUCGAAUACGUACGUAAUCGUCUCAAAUCACGGGUCAAAGCGAGACGAGAGAUAAUUCUGAGCGCUGGUCCAAUAGCUUCACCUCAACUAUUAAUGCUUUCCGGAAUAGGCCCGAAGGAUCAACUCCGCCGUAAUGGAAUCCCUCUUAUUGCUGACCUUCAAGUAGGUCAAACCCUUUACGAUCACAUUACGUUUCCCGGUUUAAUAUUUAAGCUCAACGUCACGAACGUGAGUGUCAAUGAAAACAGGGACGCAACUCUUAAGAAUGUAUUGGAGUGGAUCCAAUAUGGCGACAAUGUAGUCGCAUCGCCGGGUGGCGUUGAGGGUAUUGGUUACAUCAAAACUCCUGUUUCCGAUACCCCUCUGCCGAUCCCGGAUAUCGAAUUAAUUAGUAUCGGAGGAUCUUUGGUUUCCGACGGUGGCUCGACCGGAAGCAAAGCAGUUCGAAGAGGAAUGAGAAUUAGGGAUCACGUCUUUAAUAAAGCUUACGGGUCUAUAGAUAGCACGGAUACGUGGAGUGCAUUCCCGAUGCUGCUACAUCCAAAAUCCGUCGGAUAUUUAGAACUCAAAGACAGUAAUCCGUUUAGCCAUCCAAGGAUGUACGGGAAUUAUUUAACGGACCCAAAAGACGUUGCCACCUUUGUUGCCUCGAUACGACACAUCCAAGCUUUGGCUGCAACUCCGCCGUUCCAAAAAUUUGGAGCUAAACUACAUAGAGCAGAAUAUCCAGACUGUAAAGAUUUACAGUUUGAUUCCGAUGAAUAUUGGGAAUGCGCUGUACGGACACUGACGGCUACCUUACAUCAUCAGAUCGCUACGUGUCGGAUGGGCCCUGAAGAGGAUCCUAUGGCCGUAGUGGAUCCAGAACUCCGAGUUUAUGGCGUCAAAAAUCUACGUGUUGUAGAUUCUAGUGUUAUACCUAAUACUGUUUCCGUUCACACCCACGCGCCAGCUGUUAUGAUAGGAGAAAAAGCUGCGGACAUGAUCAAAGCAAGUUGGAGGUAGCAUCGUAAGUAAGAUAUGAUAGUCAUCCAAAGAGAUUUAUUAUAAGUUAAAUACAAGUAAUUAAAUCAAA